AUGGCCCGUGGGGCCGGUGGUUUACUUGACGGUGGAUUUGUUUUCAAACUUGGCCGCCUCUUUAGGACUCCUUACGGUGGGGAGGGUGUUGACUUCAUUGACCAACUUAAUUACCAAUUCACUGGUGGAUUAAUUCUUAUUUUCAUCAUCAUUAUCAGUCUAAGGCAAUACGUUGGUAAGCCUAUUCAAUGUUGGGUUCCUCCAGAAUUCACUCGAGCUUGGGAGGAGUAUACAGAGAACUACUGCUGGGUUUCCAACACAUACUUCCUCCUUCCCCACGAAGACAUUCCCGCCGAAGAAUUAGAAUACGAGAAGAUAAAAUUCAUCGGGUACUAUCAGUGGAUGUCAAUAGUUUUGGCUGGUCAAGCAAUGAUGUCCUGGGUUCCACACCUUCUAUGGCGCGUUUGUUCUCGCCGACUUCCCCUUCUGCUCAAAUCCGCCAAGGAAGCUUCCAUUCCAGAUCGAGAAUUGCGUCUCAAGGCUGUUUCUUGUCUUGUAGCCACCCUAGAAGAGCAAGCAGAGUCGCAAUCUCGUUUCCGCCGCAUGAAAUCCUUUGUGAACCGCUGUCUUUGCGGCAUAGCUCCCAAUGCUCGACUAACCGUCCUCUUUCUUUUUGUUCGUGCCCUAUUUAUCGCCAACUGUCUGGGCCAGAUCUACCUGAUGAAGUGUUUUACUGGCUUCAAUAGCACCUUUUUUGGACUACAGCUGCUACAGGACCUCACCAAGGGCGAAGAAUGGGAUACAAGUGGACAUUUUCCCAGGGUCACAUACUGCAAUAUCAAAGUUCGAGUAAUGGGCCAGCCCAAGCCUGCCAGCUACUCCCUUCAAUGUGUCCUUCCAAUCAACAAUUUUGUAGAGAAAAUCUAUAUAUUCCUCUGGUUUUGGUUCGUCAUACUCUGCUCCCUGACAAUUAUGAAUACCCUUCAAUGGACCAUUAAUACCAUGCUUCCCGUACGACGAGUCUACUACAUCAAGCAGUACUUGAAAGCUCUCCGACUGAUUUCCAGUACAGAAGAACGAGAUUGCACAAGGUUCGUCAAUCAAAAUCUCGGCGCAGAUGGAAUUUUCAUACUUCAUAUAGUCUCAAAGAUUGCAAGUGAUCUAAUAGCGCUGGACGUAACGGCUACACUGUGGAAGAAUUAUCGACAGGCAAAAAUUACUGGAACUGAGGAGGAUGUUAAUAGAUUGCUAGAGACGGUUAAUCGAGGUUCUAGUGUUGUAUAG
This is a messenger RNA of Rodentolepis nana, 1224 nucleotides long. The record is from the annotation of a GenBank genome assembly. NCBI's taxonomy places the organism in Eukaryota, Metazoa, Platyhelminthes, Cestoda, Cyclophyllidea, Hymenolepididae.